Messenger RNA from Chinchilla lanigera (long-tailed chinchilla), 2227 nucleotides. RefSeq lists its product as uncharacterized. Gene Ontology annotation, biological process: regulation of toll-like receptor signaling pathway. The transcript is spliced from 3 exons. Bases 240 to 1184 code for a protein of 314 amino acids. Lineage: Eukaryota; Metazoa; Chordata; Mammalia; Rodentia; Chinchillidae. The record is from RefSeq and is a predicted model, not a curated record.
GAGGGGGACUGGACACUUGAGAGAUGAUAAACACUAGUCCCAGGGUAUGAAUGGAAAGGAGAACAAUUUUAUGUGGUUAAAGCUAUCUUCCUGAGGUGUAACCAGAAGCUGAGACACAAAUAACUCAGAAGAUAUAUUGCUUCAUUUGGACUAUUGGAAUUUCAGGAGACAAAAUCUUUAGGUAUCCUGACCCUUGGAAAAGGAAUCUACACUUCAUUUUAGAAAUCCUGUGAAAUAAAAUGCUUGGAGAAGCUUUUCUAAUUGAACUCCUAUACAAAGAACAGAAAUACACAAAAUUUUGUAAACCACUGACAUGUAAGAAGACCUCAAAUGAUGAAAAAGAAACUUGGAAAAAUCAGCUCUCAUAUAUAGAAGACAAUUUACCUGCUCCUCAUAAGACAGACAAUAAAAAAAAUGUUAUGAAAGGAAGUAUUGCAGGACAAAGUAAUAUUACAAAUCAAGUAAAAUCUGUGGAUGAGUUAUCCAUUGUGAAAUGUAAAAUUGCACAUGUUCCAGGAAAUGUGUCUCUUGCAUUACCCGUUCCAAAGAGAGAAUCAAUUGAUAAACAAUUGGAUUUAUAUCGAUCCUGUUCAUGUACAAGUAUUUGCUGGAAUUAUCCUGAUCUACAGAUUGGAGGUGACCAUGUAAGGAACAUAUAUGAUUCAAGUGGCUUUGUGGAACAUGUAAAUGAUGAUGUUUUUAAUGGUCCCCCUUUAUUUUCAGUGGAUAUACCACUGGAUCAUUCCCCUAUCAUUAUUGAGCCUCUAGAGAAAACUUCCAUUUCAAAGUUAUUGAAUGGGGAUGAAUUUCGCGAAAGAAGUAUGUUGUUUUAUAAGCAGCCUGUCUCUAAUUCUAUACUUAAUAAUUAUAUGGAAAAAAAGGUCAGUGAACUCUACAAACAAUUUUUGGAAGAAAAUCUUACAAAGUCUUGCUCCAUAACCAAUCUUAUGGCUUCAGAUUUGCUAAUGAAUAAUGUAAAUCACACUAGUCUUCAAAUAUCUCAAGAACAGAACACAGAGGAAUAUAAAGCUCAGGAAACUGUCCUGAACUCUUUAGCAAUACAGAAACUUGCUAACAUUUCCCAGGGAAACAGCUCUGAAUUCAGCACUCCCCACUUACAAAUAUCAAAUGAGGCAAAUAGGAAACUUGUAUCAUAUCUACAAUGGGAGUCAACUGUAAGCUGAUCGGACUAACCUCAGUGCCUACAUUAACAAGUCUUCUUUGGCUUACCAUGUCACAUUUGAUCUUCUUUGACAUGUAGUUGUUAACUUUUGUUUUGAAAACUGGUUUCACUCAUGGUACAUCUGAAUUCUAAUAGAAGAAAACUGUAAUAAAUAGGCUUUAAUAUUACAUUUUCUUACUCUUUUGACAUUGUAAUUAUUGCCACAUUGAAAUUUGUAUGUUCUAUGUGUGUUUAUCUAACUAAUUCCCACUGGCACUCCAAAUCUAUUACCCCAUGAUAAUUUAGCUGAAUUUAGUACAAAAGUGGGAUGAAGAGUGCACAAUUUGUUUAGUUACAAAAAAGGCAACUAGAAGCUGUAUGACCAAGGGGAAUUUAUUUCUCCACAAAAAUGAUUGCAGACCUAUGAGUAAUGUUUAAAUGUUAUUCAUUUUAUUUCUGACAUAUAGGAGUUUUCAUAAUGACAAUAAAAAUAGUCUAGGGGAAAUCAUGUGCUCAUGUGUCAUAUUCAUAUAUGUAUAUAUAAUUUCCAUAUGUAUUAGACUGUGGUUUGGGGACCUACACAACAGAAAACACUUUAAGUAAAAAUAGGAUUUAAAUGAUAUUUGAAAGAAAAUUGAAAGAAACCUUAAGAAAAAUGGUAAAUUUUCUGGUGCUAACAUUUUAUGUUUUGAACUUUUCUGGGACAGUCAUCCACUUUUUUACAUCAUUAUUAUUACUGGCUGUCUUUAGAGAUGGGAAAACAAAAAGCACGUGGACUGAUAAAACUGUAUAGAGAACAAUUAUGUAGUAAUAAAGAGACUCCUUGGCAACUUGAUACACUAUUCCCAUUAUCCAUAGUCAUGAUCCUGGUUUACAACAAAAUUCAGUAGGAUGUUAUGGAAAUGUUGUGAUUUAAAAGAAAUAAAUUUGCAAAAUAUAUCUUAUGGAAUGCUUUGAUUAUUGAAGUUUGGAAACAACGUACCACACUUAUAGCUCACACUUCUAGAAAUAGUAAAAUGAUUGUCAUAUAUACUUGCUUGUCAAAUAAAAUUAAAAACUUUCCAA